GCCUCAUUUUAAAAAAUGUUACUACAAACUUUGCUUUGAAACUACAGACCCUGCCCUUUCCUUUCUGUCGCCUGCUCUUUGGAUUGUGUUGUGGAGGACUGGGUCUCUGACAAUGGGAAGCUUUCUCUCUCUCGGCCUGCUAUGCUGACACUCCUCUCCCUCCUGUUGGGAAUUCAUGUUAAGUGGUCCUCGUGCCCAAUUUGAAUGUCCAUCACCAUGGCCAAGCGUGAGACAGGCAGCACCAGCCCUGUGGUCAGGCAGAUAGACAAACAGUUCCUGGUCUGCAGCAUCUGUUUAGACCAUUAUCACAACCCCAAGGUCCUGCCCUGCCUGCACACCUUCUGUGAGAAAUGUCUUCAGAACUACAUCCCUCCCCAGUCCUUAACACUGUCCUGCCCAGUUUGCAGACAGACCUCUAUUUUGCCAGAGAAGGGCGUGGCAGCCCUGCAGAACAACUUCUUUAUCACAAACCUGAUGGAGGUGUUACAACGAGACCCAGAGUGUAGCCGACCUGAGGCCUGUAAUGUUCUUGAGUCGGCCAGUGCAGCUACGGCCUGCCAGCCUCUUUCCUGCCCCAACCACGAGGGCAAGGUGAUGGAGUUUUACUGCGAGUCAUGUGAAACAGCCAUGUGUCUGGAGUGUACAGAAGGAGAACACAGGGAACAUGUGACAGUUCCUCUGAGGGACGUGCUGGAACAGCACAAGUCAGCUCUUAAAAAUCAGCUGGAUGCUGUUCGUAACAGAUUACCUCAGCUGACAGGUGCCAUUGAGCUUGUGAAUGAGAUCUCCAAACAGCUUACGGAGCGUAAAAAUGGGGCAGUGACUGAAAUCAGUAAUACUUUUGACGAGCUAGAGAAAGCCUUACACCAACGCAAGACUGCUCUGAUUACUGAGGUGGAAAACAUCUGCAGCACCAAACAGAAGGUGCUUCAAGCCCAGCUGAGUGCUCUGCUUCAGGGCAAAGAGAACAUUCAGAGCAGCUGUAACUUCACAGAGCAGGCCCUGAGCCAUGGCAGUGCCACCGAGGUCCUGUUGGUGCAGAAGCAGAUGGGGGAGCGGGUUAGUGCUUUGGCGCGACACACCUUCCCUGAGCAUCCCCAUGAAAAUGGACACCUGGAGUGCCAGGUAGAGACGGAUGGGCUGAGGCGCUCCAUACAGAACCUUGGAGUUCUGAUCACCACAGGGGCUGUGGGUCACACUAGUGUUGCUACAGGCGAAGGCUUGAGACAUGCACUCGUUGGCCAGCACACUACUGUCACAGUCACUACUAAAGAUAAAGAUGGAGAACUAGUUAAGACUGGUAAUGCUGCUCUGAGGGCAGAGAUUGUCUCUGCAGAUGGAGCACGCACUGAAGCCGAGGUGGCGGACAACAAGAACGGCACCUAUGAGGUUGGAUACACAAUCCGCUCAGAGGGAGAGUUCACCUUCUCUCUGCUGCUGUAUGAGCAGCCUGUGAGGGGGAGUCCUUUCCGUUUGCGUGCAGUCAAGCCAUCAGAUGUCCUGCAGUCACCAGACGACGUGAAGAGAAGAGUGAAGUCUCCGAGCGGAGGAGGAGGUCAUGUUCGACAGAAGGCCGUGCGCAGGCCCUCCAGUAUGUACAGCACCACCAAGAAGAAGGAAAACCCCAUCGAGGAUGAGCUGAUCUACAGAGUGGGAACAAGGGGGCGAGAUAAAGGAGAAUUUACAAACCUACAAGGCAUCUCAACCUCCAGUAACGGACGCAUCGUGGUGGCAGACAGCAACAACCAGUGUAUACAGGUCUUCUCAAAUGAUGGCCAAUUUAAGAUGAGGUUUGGGGUCAGAGGUCGUUCACCAGGGCAGCUGCAGCGCCCCACAGGGGUCACAGUGGACAUGAACGGUGAUAUAAUUGUAGCCGACUACGACAACAGAUGGAUCAGUAUCUUCUCCUCGGAUGGAAAGUUUAAGAGCAAAAUAGGUGCUGGGAGACUAAUGGGACCCAAAGGUGUGGCUGUGGAUAAGAAUGGACACAUCAUCACGGUUGACAAUAAGGCCUGCUGUGUAUUUAUUUUCCAAUCAAAUGGGAAGCUGGUGACAAAGUUUGGAGCUAGAGGGACAUCAGACAGACACUUUGCAGAAAAAAGUGGUGCAAACAUUGCACUGGAACAAAAGCUUAGUAAAUCUGGCCCUGCUUUCAGUCCUCACUUUGUGGCUGUUAAUAACAAAAAUGAAAUCGUGGUAACAGACUUUCAUAACCAUUCAGUCAAGGUGUACAAUGCUGAUGGGGAGUUCCUGUUUAAAUUCGGCUCCCAUGGAGAGGGAAACGGACAGUUCAAUGCUCCAACAGGCGUGGCUGUGGAUUCCAAUGGAAAUAUCAUUGUGGCUGAUUGGGGCAACAGCCGGAUCCAGGUGUUUGACAGCUCAGGGUCCUUCCUGUCCUACAUCAACACAUCAGCAGACCCCCUUUAUGGCCCCCAGGGCUUGGCCCUCACCUCUGACGGUCAUGUGGCGGUGGCGGACUCUGGGAACCAUUGCUUUAAGGUGUACCGCUACCUGCAGUAAAGACCUAAGAUGGCCAUUUUCCACCACUGAAAGCACUGACAACGACACAACUAAUGUAUUCCACAGGGUGCAAAGACCUUUACAACACAGCCUUUUGAUGUGCAUAUCAGCUGAUCUCCUGGAUAUAAAUAAGUGUCUGAUCCUGAGUUUACUCCUUAUGAUGUGUAUUUAAAGGUGUUUUUAAAGUUGGGCAAUGUAGCAUCCUUGGCAAAUGUAAUGAACAUAACACUUUGGACUGGUUUAACAUCCUAAUGUUGGAACUAUUAAAGGCCGGGCAGGGUAGGAGAUAGAUUAAAGUAUUCAAUGAGCCAUAACUUGUCCAAAUGCAUGAAGUUUUGUUUUAUCUUAAUGCCUAGCCAACAACACAGUGUACACACCGGUUGCUUUUCUCAUGAACUAGUUAAUGCUUACAGUGAAAUGAACAGUGCUACGCUUCUUCAGCAAUGAAAUGUAAGAUUUCUUAUUUACUGGUAUCUCACAUAGAAAUGUCAUCACCAUCUGUGCAUUGAUUUGCUGUAUGUAUUGUAUAUACAACAUAAAUGUAUAUUGUGUAUAUUAGAUCACUGUAUGUAUGUGCUAUGAUUUUGAAACACAAAGCCUAAUGGCUGUUUAGAGAGCAGCGUCAAAUCAAGGACUCCAGGAUUUAAAAAACUGUGUGUAUGGCAGCUGUUAAGAAGUGUGCUUUUUAAACAUACACAGCACAUGCUUAGAAGAAGAGUGUCAUAUUUAUUGCUAAUGUAAUCAGCACAAUUUUGUUUUUUGUUAAUAUCUGUUGUUUUAAAGGGAGAAAAAAAACAAAAUGAAAAAAAAAAACGCUAAUUUAUUUUAUUUUAUACACUAGCUUUUACACUAGCCUUUACAAAUUAUUUUUCUAAAUUUAUGUUGUUUAUUUUCUUUAGAGCUUUAUAUACUUUAUCCCUUUACCUGUAAGAGAAACUUCACUUUAAAGCAGAAUUCCUUUUGUUCCCCCAAAUUUUUUCUAUAAUACAGAUCAGUGUUUGUGCACAUGAGCAGCUCUUUUCCAAAUCAUCAAACAAGUCUUUGUUUUAAUUUUAGAUAUAGUCAUAAGAGAAUGUUUCCUGUUCAGAAUUAAUGGCUGAAUAUUAAAGCUCAUGAUACGAUGGUUUUGCCUUGAACAGUCAUAGAGCUUUAUUCAUCAAAGUGUGAACAGUUACAAACCAGAAGAAAAUACACACAUCUCAGGAAAUACAUCCAAAUUUAACCACCACAUCCGUGUAACAAUGUUAAUUUCUCUUUCUUUUGGAUGGUAUACAUUUUUUUUUGGGGAGACCUAAGGAGCAAAUUUGAUUCCAGAUCAUAAAUAAUUGGGUGGAAAUGAAUUCUGUUUUAUAGUGCUGUUUUUGUUUUUUGGCUUUUACAUAAGGAACAGCGACAAAUUCUGUGAUAAUUUAUUAGAUGACAUUUUCUAACAAACUCAUCCACACUUAGGAAUACACUUGCCCAUGAUACCGUUGUAAUGUAUUGCUAAAAGACAAAAAUCAAAGUUUCUGCCUGCACUACAUGAAGCCAUGAAAACCUAGAACAAACCUGUACAUGUGGAGCUGUUUCUGCUCUUGCCCCUCCCCCUAGUGUUCAUUCUGUGUAAUAUCAUAAGAAAACCUGGUGCCACAGCAGAAGAGAGACCAGUUGCAUGAAGAAAGCAACUUCCUGGUCUGGAAAUGAUCACCCUCAGCACUGUGUUAAACAUCUGAAAACCAACAUUCACUCUGAAUGAGCUACAGGAUAUGACCCAGGUUCACCAGUUCUUUAACCAGGAAGCUGUUCCUUCUCAUGCACUUGAUCUCUUGUUGACUUGUUGCCAAACAGGAGCCCACUGACUUCUUUAUAGAGUCAGAGGCUCACCUUUAUGACGUGUCUGAUACAUUUAAUUGUAUGCUGUUUGUGUCACACCAAUACAAACUAUAUUGUUUUCUCUAUGAAUAUGCACUGGUAAUAAAAGCACAUGGUUUACUGA
Notolabrus celidotus (New Zealand spotty) is the source of this 4495-nucleotide messenger RNA. Its product is annotated as tripartite motif-containing protein 3-like. Gene Ontology annotation, biological process: proteasome-mediated ubiquitin-dependent protein catabolic process; protein polyubiquitination; negative regulation of translation. Gene Ontology annotation, molecular function: ubiquitin protein ligase activity; translation repressor activity; protein binding. The coding region runs from base 205 to 2520 and encodes 771 amino acids. The transcript is spliced from 14 exons. NCBI's taxonomy places the organism in Eukaryota, Metazoa, Chordata, Actinopteri, Labriformes, Labridae. The record is from RefSeq and is a predicted model, not a curated record.